CGUGUCAUGUGAUCAUCUCGGAGAUGUGUUCAGUCCUCACUAUAUUAGUCUUCACAAUUGGUCCGGCCUGAAUCCACAUAGAUGAAGAUUUCUUCAUGAGCUGAACAUCACGUCAGGAAAUUUAAAAGUAUGCCACAUCCAGUGCACGAUUCUCAAAGGUUGUCUGUGAAAACAUGGGAAGAGGAGGAGAGUGACCAUCCCGAUAGCCCACUUAGCAGAGGGCAGUCGAUGUGCGAUGACACUUCCUCAGAACUACAAAGAAUGGCGGCCAUUGACAGGAGAGAUGCCAAUUCACAGAAUUCCCAUCAUGGCCGAGGGGCUCUCACCAGGAUAGUGAAUAUGGUGAUGACUCUGAGAGAAUGGGCACAGAAGAGCGUAGCUGAGGAGACACAGCGGCCUGAUUCUUUUUUGGAGCGUUUCCGAGGCCCCGCCCACUUGGACAUACAUGCCCCACCCAGCCGAUUUAGUCACAGCCACAAUGGCUCGGAUACAGAUGGUGACAUGAGAUGCUCAAAAAGGAAGAGGAAAUGUAACAAUGUUAUCCUUUCGCCAUCGGAUGAUGCGUAUUACCACUGGCUGAUGGUGAUUGGUCCUGCUGUUUUUUAUAACUGGACCCUGUUAGUUGUCAGGGCCUGUUUUGACGAGCUGCAGACGAGAAAUAUUUUGGUGUGGCUGGUCAUGGACUACAUCUGCGACGGUAUCUACAUCCUGGACAUCGCCGUUCGUCUCCACACGGGUUUCCUGGAGCAGGGCCUGAUGGUGAAAGAUGGCCACCGUUUGAGGGAAACCUAUAUUCGAACUUUACAAUGCAAGCUGGACAUCUGCUCCAUCCUUCCAACCGAUCUGUUAUAUUUGACUUUUGGAGUCAGUCACACGCCCCUUCUCCGAUUCAAUCGUCUGCUGCGCCUGCCGCGGCUCUUUGAGUUCUUUGAACGUACGGAAACAAGAACGGGCUAUCCAAAUUCCUUCCGCAUCUGUAAACUUGUAGUCUACAUCCUGGUGAUCAUCCACUGGAAUGCCUGCGGCUACUACAGUUUCUCCAAAGUCCUGGGACUGGGUUCCGACUCCUGGGUUUAUCCCAAUGCCUCGGAUCCAGAGUAUGCCUCCCUGGCCCGAAGUUACAUAUACUGCCUGUACUGGUCCACUUUGACGCUGACUACCAUUGGAGAGACUCCGCCUCCUGUGAGAGAUGAGGAGUAUCUCUUCCUAAUAUUUGACUUUCUGGUCGGCGUUCUGAUUUUUGCAUCCAUUGUGGGAAAUGUUGGAGCCAUGAUCUCAAAUAUGAAUGCCACGAGAGCAGGCUUUCAGGCUCGUGUGGAUUCUCUGAAGCAUUACAUGCACUUCAGGCAUGUCAACAAGGUGUUAGAACAGCGCGUCAUUAGGUGGUUUGACUACCUCUGGACCAAUAAGAAGACCAUCGAUGAACAGGAAGUUCUGAGGAGCUUACCCAGUAAAUUAAGAGCAGAGAUUGCAAUCAAUGUUCACCUGGACACACUGAAGAAGGUGCGUAUUUUCCAGGACUGCGAGGCAGGCCUUUUGGUGGAGCUGGUGCUCAAACUUCAACCACAGGUUUUCAGUCCAGGAGACUAUAUCUGCAGAAAGGGAGAUGUGGGCAAGGAGAUGUAUAUAAUUAAAGAUGGCCGCCUUGCCGUGGUGGGGGAGGAUGGAGCCACGCAGUUAGCUGUCCUCACAGCCGGUAGCUGCUUCGGAGAGAUCAGCGUCCUGAACAUCAGUGGCAGCAAGAUGGGAAACCGCCGCACGGCUAAUAUCCGCAGUCUGGGAUACUCGGACCUUUUCUGCCUUUCCAAACAAGACCUGAUGGACGCGCUGCAGGAGUUCCCUGAUGCUAGGGCUCAACUGGAGCAGAGGGGUCGGGAUAUCCUGCGGAAGGAGGGGCUCCUGGAAGAAAUUAAUGUGUCUGCUGGGGAGGAGCUGGAGGAGAAAGUGGAGAGGUUGGAAACCAGUGUGGAUCGACUGCAGACAAGUUUGGCGCGUCUGCAGAGUGAGUUCAACUCCGCUCAGCUUCGAAUGAAGCAGCGAAUGACAGCCCUCGAGCACAACAUCACCACGACUCCAGGAAGUGACUGUGGGAGUGUCCUGUGAAAAGAGUGAGAACACUGUAUUUGUGGGGGAAAAGAUGGCGCUUUGCAUUGCGUUGGUAGCAGCCAGUGUGGUACCAGUGUCUGCAGCAGAACCGCAGAGCCUCAUCGAAGGUCUUCUUUUGGCCACGGAUGAGCGGCCCUGGCUCUGGGCCGUCUACGUUUUCAUCGUUGGACUUCCCGUUAUUCUUUUCAUCAGCUUGAUGUGGCCUGACAUGAGGUUUGGCCCCCGUGAUCAACAAUAUUACUAUAAAAAGUCUGAUGAUGUACAACGGGAUGACCCCAAGAGCUCGGAAAGGAAGCAAUCAAUCCAUGCAUAGCACAGGCAAAACUGACAGAACAUUGGCAAGAAGAAAAGACACACGCUGUCAGCAGAGGAACUGAAUAAGAUUCGACAGCUCCACGACUAUGCUGUUCUUGACCCCCCCUCAUCCUCUCCAAAAUGCAACAAAAGAAGCAAAAAUAUCAGCAAAUAAAAAUGUGGAACAU
Molecule: messenger RNA, 2588 nt
Organism: Syngnathus acus (greater pipefish)
Lineage: Eukaryota; Metazoa; Chordata; Actinopteri; Syngnathiformes; Syngnathidae
Product: cyclic nucleotide-gated cation channel-like
Exons: 16
Coding region: 130-2103 (657 amino acids)
Biological process (GO): monoatomic cation transmembrane transport
Cellular component (GO): intracellular cyclic nucleotide activated cation channel complex; plasma membrane
Molecular function (GO): intracellularly cAMP-activated cation channel activity; protein-containing complex binding; intracellularly cGMP-activated cation channel activity
Source: RefSeq, a predicted model, not a curated record